Messenger RNA from Thermothielavioides terrestris NRRL 8126, 429 nucleotides. RefSeq lists its product as uncharacterized. The transcript is spliced from 2 exons. The record is from RefSeq and is a predicted model, not a curated record. The coding region runs from base 1 to 429 and encodes 142 amino acids. NCBI's taxonomy places the organism in Eukaryota, Fungi, Ascomycota, Sordariomycetes, Sordariales, Chaetomiaceae.
AUGCUCAGAUUUGACGAUCGAUUUGCACGUCAGAACCGCUGCGAGCCUCCACCAGAGUUUCCUCUGGCUUCACCCUAUCCAAGCAUAGUUCACCAUCUUUCGGGUCCAAGGCUUAACGCUCCUACUCAAAUCCAUCCGAAUACAUCAGGAUCGGUCGAUGAUGCGCCGAAGCUCUCACCUACGUUCACUUUCAUUACGCGUGCGGGUUUUACACCCAAACACUCGCGCAAAACCUUGACUCCUUGGUCCGUGUUUCAAGACGGGUCGCUGGUGACCAUUACGCCAGCAUCCUUGCAGAAGCGCGGUCCUCGGUCCCCGCGGGGGCAUUGCGCCCCGGGCUAUAACACUCCCGGAGGAGCUACGUUCCCGGAGCCUUUAUCCCCCCGCAGGAACCGAUGCUGGCCCGAGCCGGGCAGAGUGCACCGGUGA